AUGCGCGCCAAACGCUCCAAGAAGUACCGCAAAACCAUGUCCCAAUACCAGUCCGCCUUCUCCUUCCGCCCGCCCUACCAAGUCCUCCUCUCGUCGGCCUUCCUCAAGCAAUGCCACGCCUUUCACAUGCCUCUCCAAAAGUUCCUCGAGAACACCCUCCACGAUCCCUGCCGGCUGUUCGUCACGCAAUGCACACUCGACAAGAUCAGCAAGGAGCACGAGAAGGACAAGUUGCGGCGCGGGGAUAAGAGGUUAGGUGGUCGCCCAGAUUAUCUGCCGCCGCCGACGGAGGUGCCGUUACGGUAUUGUAAGCAUAAGGACGAGGACGGGAAUGAAUUGGGAGUGGUAGGGGAGGAGCGGUGUUUGUUAGAUCUGGUAAGCGGGCAGGUCAAGGGCGGGGCAGAGGUGAGGAAUAAGCAGCAUUUUGUCCUGGCAGCCGCGGACGAAGCAGACCUGAGUGAGAAGAAAGGUUAUCAGUCAAAAGCACCACAUAUCGACCUGAGGCAGAGAGUGAGGAUGAUCCCUGGGGUACCGAUCGUGUACGUCAAGAGGAGUGUAAUGAUACUGGAAGAGCUGAGCGCGGCGAGUGAGGCAAAGAAGCGGCAGACCGAGAGGGAGACAUUCAAGGAUAGUUUGGGUGUGACGAAUGACCGGAAGCGGAAGAGAGGGGAGGACGAUGAGGAAGGGGAUGAGUUCGGAGGGAACGAUAUGUUGAAGGAGCUGAUGCGGGAGGAGAAUGUACAGAUGCCGACUGCGCGAGGGCUGGCGAGGCCGAAGGGUCCCAAUCCGUUGAGCGUCAAGAAGAAGAAAAAGGUUCAGAUCAAUCCUGCCGCGCCUGCAGAUCAGCCUGAGAACCAAAAGAAGCCCUCCAGGCGUAUACGGGGCAAGAAGAAGAAGGAUGCGGAGGGAGUCGCGAUGGCUGGCGGUGGUGGCGGUGGUGCCUCUGACGGCGACUGA
This is a messenger RNA of Cyphellophora attinorum, 957 nucleotides long. RefSeq names its product rRNA-processing protein utp23. Lineage: Eukaryota; Fungi; Ascomycota; Eurotiomycetes; Chaetothyriales; Cyphellophoraceae. The record is from RefSeq and is a predicted model, not a curated record. The coding region runs from base 1 to 957 and encodes 318 amino acids. The transcript has a single exon. Gene Ontology annotation, molecular function: small ribosomal subunit rRNA binding. Gene Ontology annotation, cellular component: small-subunit processome; nucleolus.